CAAACUGUGUGUAUAAGUGUUGAUCAUGGGGAGAAAGCUUUUGGGUGGAAGUGUGGUAGGAGCAUCUGUUAAGAAUUACACAAGGCGGUGGCUAUGCACUGCUAAUGUGGGUCUGCAACGCGGCUUCUCCGCCGCCGCUCCGCCGGAGCUGCCGGAUUUCGACUAUAAGCCGAAGCCUUAUAGCGGCCCCUUCGCCGACGAGGUUCUGGAAAAGCGGAAGAGAUAUUUGGGCCCCUCUCUUUUCCACUACUACCAAAAACCCCUCAAUAUCGUUGAAGGGAAAAUGCAGUACUUGUUCGACGAGAAUGGAAAGCGUUAUCUCGAUGCAUUUGCAGGGAUAGUGACGGUUUCUUGCGGCCACUGCCAUCCCGACAUAUUGAAUGCCAUUAAUGAACAAAGCAAGCUUCUGCAACACGCAACCACUAUAUACCUACACCACGCAAUCGGUGAUUUUGCUGAGGGACUAGCAUCUAAAAUGCCCGGAAAUCUAAAGGUUGUGUAUUUCGUAAAUUCAGGUACAGAAGCGAACGAGCUAGCUAUGUUAAUGGCACGAUUGUACAGUGGAAGCCUAGGCAUGAUUGCAUUGAGAAACGCAUAUCACGGGGGCAGUUCUAAUACAAUAGGACUCACCGCUCUUAACACGUGGAAGUACCCUAUUCCUCAGGGUGAAAUUCACCAUGUUAUGAAUCCAAACCCUUAUAGAGGAGCGUUUGGCUCAGAUGCAAAGCGCUAUGCAGAAGAAGUGCAAGAUCACAUCGACCACGGUACUUCAGGAAAAGUUGCUGGAUUUAUUGCCGAGACUAUUCAGGGUGUCGGUGGAGCAGUUGAGUUAGCACCUGGAUACUUGAAAUUGGUUUACGAUAUUGUUCGUAAAGCUGGCGGUGUAUGUAUUGCUGACGAGGUGCAAACUGGCUUCGGUCGAACCGGGUCCCACUAUUGGGGUUUCGAGACACAAGGGGUUGUUCCGGAUAUAGUAACCAUGGCUAAGGGCAUAGGCAACGGUUUGCCACUUGGCGCUGUUGUGACAACUCCAGAAAUAGCGAGCGUGUUGUCUCAGAAAAUACAGUUCAAUACGUUUGGAGGAAACCCCGUUUGCUCGGCUGGUGGACUUGCUGUGCUAAAUGUUAUUGAUAAGGAAAAACGUCAAACGCACUGUGCUGAUGUCGGCUCUCACAUGAUUGACCGUUUACGAAUUCUUCAACAAAAACACGAAAUUAUCGGUGAUGUGAGAGGCAGGGGAUUAAUGGUCGGAGUAGAACUUGUGACUGACCGGAAAGAGAAAACCCCCGCCAAGGCAGAAACUGCAGUCUUGUUCGAAAGCCUAAGAGAGCUCGGUAUAUUGGUCGGGAAAGGCGGACUUCAUGGAAACGUCUUCCGAAUAAAGCCCCCCAUGUGUUUCUCGAAAGACGAUGCAGAUUUCUUGGUUGAUGCACUGGACUAUUCCAUUUCAAAGCUGUGAAGAAAUUUAUUAUCAAUAAAAAUGUUGAACUUCUGUAAUAAAGCUGUGUUAAGCACUUCUGAUUAUUCAAUAAUAUAUGCUUCUUUGCCUGAAA
Messenger RNA from Erythranthe guttata (spotted monkey flower), 1553 nucleotides. RefSeq names its product alanine:glyoxylate aminotransferase 2 (gene AGT2). Gene Ontology annotation, cellular component: mitochondrion. Lineage: Eukaryota; Viridiplantae; Streptophyta; Magnoliopsida; Lamiales; Phrymaceae. The record is from RefSeq and is a predicted model, not a curated record. Gene Ontology annotation, molecular function: L-alanine:glyoxylate transaminase activity; pyridoxal phosphate binding. Gene Ontology annotation, biological process: glyoxylate catabolic process.